AAUUGUUAAAAGAAAUUCUAUUUUAUCUUUCAUAGAGUGCCGAUCUAAAUUUUAUUUUCUAUAAUUUUGUAUUAAAAUCUCGUUGAAAUUAAGCAAAAACGCGUUUGUGUAACCUCACGGGGACUUUAUUUGGUCAAAGACACUAUUUUCCUCUUUCAAAUGGUUACGUAAAUAACUUGAAAACACUUGCAUGCUAUUUCAAUCUUUUUUGUUAAUCCAAAUUCCAACCAUUAACUCUUAAGAAAAGCUUAGGGAACGAACAAACAUGAGUUAUCACUUUCAAUUUUCUCCUCCUUCCUUUCACUCUUCAUCAGACAAUUUUGAUAGACAGGCUCAAAAUCUUUUUGACAGUUUUGGUGACACUGUUCAUUCCUCUAUGAAAUGGGCUGUAGCAGAAUCUGUAGUAUAUGGAUUGGUGGUGAUAAUUUGUAUUAUAGCAAUAGUGUAUGCUAUUAUUGAAUGCUUAAAGAAAUCAGGAACAGCAAUUUCAGCUUACACUCAAAUUCCAACAACAGAGAAAGAUAAUAAUAAUCAAAUAUCUUCAAACUCAUUUUCUUCAUCCAACAAAAUUGAAGUCAUAAUACCAACAGAUUCAUCAUCAAAACCUGAAUUUCCAACCAUGGAAAGAUUCUUAAGCAACAUCAACAGAGAAAAACCAAUAAGAUUCACACCUGAAAAACUUGAUGAAAUCACAAAAAACUACUUAACCAUAUUAGGUUCUGGUGCAUUUGGAAUUGUUUUCAAAGGAGAAUUAUCAAAUGGAGAAAAUGUAGCAGUCAAAGUUCUCAACAUUGUGGACAUUAUUGGAAUGGAAGAACAAUUCAAAGCAGAAGUUAGCACAAUUGGAAGAACUUAUCAUGUAAAUUUAGUCAAACUUUAUGGCUUUUGUUUCCACCAUGAAACAAGAGCACUUGUUUAUGAGUAUGUUGAAAAUGGCUCUCUAGAUAAGUACUUAUUCGGUAGUCAGAAUCGCAACGUUGAGUUCCAUAAGCUUCACGAGAUAGCGAUCGGAACGGCAAAAGGAAUUGCUUAUUUACAUGAAGAAUGUCAACAUAGAAUAAUUCAUUACGAUAUAAAACCAGAAAAUGUCCUUCUCGACAUGAAAUUAGUACCGAAGAUAGCGGAUUUUGGACUUGCAAAGCUUAGAAGUAGAGAAAGUAGUGAUAACAUUGUUGUGAACACUCAUUUUAGAGGAACAAGAGGUUAUGCUGCACCUGAAAUGUGGAAGGCUUAUCCAGUUACAUAUAAAUGUGAUGUUUAUAGUUUUGGUAUUCUUCUGUUUGAAAUUGUAGGGAGAAGAAGGCAUUUUGAUUCUAGUUUUAGUGAAUCACAACAAUGGUUUCCAAAAUGGACUUGGGAGAUGUUUGAGAAUAAUGAGCUGGCUGUUAUGAUUGCAUUUUGUGGAAUUGAAGAGAAAGAUAAUGAGAUAGCUGAGAGAAUGUUGAAGGUUGCUCUUUGGUGUGUUCAGUAUUUACCAAAUGAUAGACCUAUGAUGAGUACUGUUGUGAAGAUGUUGGAGGGUGAAAUUGAAAUUUCAAAACCUCCAUUUCCCUUUCAAAAUUUGGAGGGUGUUAAGCCUAAUUUGACAUCAGAGGGAAGCAGUGAAGAUUGUGAUACUAAUAUAUCAUCAUGGCAUACAGAAUCCUUCAGAAAGAAAACCAAACACGAUACAUUUCAGAUAGAGAAAACUGCUUAAAUUGAUGUUAAAAGUAUACAGCAGUGACACUUUAUAUUGAAGGUGUAUUCAGUGUCCGAUACAUGUUGGAAUUGAAAACUGAUACAGGUAGUUUUCAUGCUUCAACGUGCUAUUUUAGGCCAUUCUACCAACCAAAUAUGUUCCAUGUUUGAGUUAUUGUUUCAAAUUUCUAUACAAUAUUUUUAUUUGUUUAUACAUAUAAAUAGAAGAGUAAGAACAUUCACUAGACCAUCAUUUGCUGAAAUGGAUUCAAAGGUAUUGGAAUUUCUACUAAUCCUUCCAACAUUUUCACCACAUGACAAAGCUACCUUAACCAUUCUCUCAGGAAUCUCCUUGUACCACAGGCUAUUAUCAACUCUACCAACUGUCCAACAUCAAAUCUUUUCCAAGCACACAUUGGAAAAGGCAUCAAAGCUCAGGUGCAGCAUAAGUAGAAUUUAUGUUGCACUGACACUUUAUAUUGAAGUUGUGUCUGAGUGUCCGACAUGUGUCUGUAUCAAACACCAACACUUGUAAUUACAUAUAAUCACUUCAAUUUUUUUAAAUUAUUAUCGGUGUCUAUGUAUCUAUGUCAAUGCUUCAUAUACUGGUAGUCCCCCUCCCUUCUAUCAUGGUUAUAAGAGUACUUUCCUUAUUACAAAGCUUAGCUUAACCAAAAUCAACAACUUUAAGAUUGAAGUUACUAUGGUUUUAUAUCAUAGUGGAUUA
Cicer arietinum (chickpea) is the source of this 2404-nucleotide messenger RNA. RefSeq names its product LEAF RUST 10 DISEASE-RESISTANCE proteinUS RECEPTOR-LIKE PROTEIN KINASE-like 2.2. Gene Ontology annotation, biological process: protein phosphorylation. Gene Ontology annotation, molecular function: protein kinase activity; ATP binding. The record is from RefSeq and is a predicted model, not a curated record. NCBI's taxonomy places the organism in Eukaryota, Viridiplantae, Streptophyta, Magnoliopsida, Fabales, Fabaceae.